Musca vetustissima is the source of this 358-nucleotide messenger RNA. RefSeq names its product protein kish-A (gene ksh). The transcript has 3 exons. The record is from RefSeq and is a predicted model, not a curated record. Bases 1 to 345 code for a protein of 114 amino acids. Gene Ontology annotation, biological process: intracellular transport; protein secretion. Lineage: Eukaryota; Metazoa; Arthropoda; Insecta; Diptera; Muscidae.
AUGGCAUCUUUUCAUAUUGGAAAAUCUGAAAUCUCCAGCCGAAGGCCAGUUACUCAGAAUAAGAAUUAUAUUUUAAAGAAAGUAGCCUGUGUUGGUUCUGCCCUAUCACACAAUAAAUUGUAUUUACAGAGUGCUCUCUUCAAUUUCCAAAGUCUGCUGUCGGUAAUUUUAUUGAUGAUUUGCACCUGUGCGUAUCUACGCUCUCUAUUCCCCAGUAUCAUUGACCGUAACAAGACCGGGCUAUUGGGUGUUUUCUGGAAACUGGCACGGAUAGGUGAACGAAAAUCACCAUACGUGGCGGUGGCGUGUAUUAUCAUGGCAGCAUCGCUGCUAUUUUGGACGUGAUUGAUAUUUUGUG